AUGUAUGCUGUCUCGAUGCUCAGAAUCGAAAAAACUCAUAGAAAGAUACGAUCUAAUGUCACAAAAAAUGAAACUCAAGAUGUUAACUUCGUAGCAAAGGUUAACAAAUUUGACCCGUAAGCAUUCAAAAUCAGAUCAUUAAGGGAAAGCUUAAAAUAAAAAGGUAGUCUAGCACAUGAUACAAGUGAUAUAACCAAGGAUACACCUGACAAGUAUAAUAAUUCUAGUAUCAGGUAGUCAUUAGUGCUAUCGCCAACUCUCUUGGAUAUGAAACUUCAAACUAAAAAUUAAGAUUAAGCAUCAGACAAAGAAUCAGAAUACACAAUUACAUCUAUCAAGAGACUACCAACUUAGAAGGGAAAGAAUGUUAUUUAUUAAGAAAGUGAUGGGAGUAUAAUAGAUGAUGAUAACUCAUCUAAUUACACUCAGGUAAUCAUCAAAGAAAGAAACUAUAAUAGCUCAAAUAGCAAUAUCAGCAAUAAUAUCUAGCGAGGAGGCAGAUUAAACACUACUAAUUAUGCCAAGUCAAGAUUAGCACCAUAAAGUAUCAUGAGCAGUACAACUAUUAAAAAGAUUUUAACUGUUGAUUCUGAUCUGCAAUCAAAUACCUCCAUUGAAAGAAUUGACAGCUUCAGAUAAAAUUACAUCAACCAAAGAUCAAAUCUGACAAGUGGCAGACAGUAGACUAAUGAGUUGCAGUCUAAUGUUAGCUAUACAUAGAGCGGUGGAACUAUGAUAAAGCAUAUUAGUGGUUCUAAUAGCAAUAGCCAAAUAAACUCAAAAAAUGAACAAACCAAAGAAAUAUAUGACGGUAGAUCUUAUAUUCUGAGUGAACAAAUAGAUCAAAAUUGA
This is a messenger RNA of Stylonychia lemnae, 852 nucleotides long. The record is from the annotation of a GenBank genome assembly. Lineage: Eukaryota; Ciliophora; Spirotrichea; Sporadotrichida; Oxytrichidae.